UAGGCGUAUGAUAAAGCUGAUUGCUUCUCUGUUGUUCCAAAGUUAUAGUGCAUAGAGAGAGAGAGAGAGACGGGGAGGGAUAGAGACACAGUUCGUCUGCUACGCCGUGGUGGUUACUUACCACAGAAGGUUCUCUGUGUUUGUUAAUAGAAAAGAUAAAACGAGAGGAGUAAUCAGUGUAGAAGAAGAGGAGGGGGAGGAAGAGGAAGAGGGUUGCGUAGAUUACAAUAUAUAACAAGCAUACAAGAAAAAGGGUUCGUGCAAACCUUGUGCGGAACAAAAAGAAAAAAGAAAAAACUAAGAAAUUCUAGAAGAUCCUUAUCUUCACGUAAUCGCUUUCUUCGAUUAUCUUCGUGCCCCAGCCCAAGUUUUUUUCUCCUUAACACCUUGCUUGGAUUUCAUAUUCGACUCAGUUGGUCGUGUCGGGUUCUUCCUGGGUUUGGUUGUGGGCCGUCAUUCAUGGGGAAGAGUUGGGGCUUGGUGAAAGGGAAAUUGAGAAUUUUACGGUGAAAAUCGGUGGUUCUAUAGGGACUAGGGUUAAUUUCGUGUUUAACGGUGGUCGGUGAUACGUUGGGGGUUGUGGGUGUAAUCAUUGUUGGGUUUGUUGGGAAUUGGUGCUUUUUUUGGGUUUUUCCUUCGAAGAUUUUUAUUGUGGGUUGGUGUUGAUCAGGGUUUUGGGAAGGAUUUGCCAUUAAAUUUGGGGUUCUUUUGUGGGAAAGUCUCCGGUGGAUAGCUUGUAUUGGCCGGUUUCGAUGCUGGGUCGAUGAAAGUGUCUCUUUUCGAUAAAAUCAUUGGGGGGUUUGUUUAGAAUUGCCUUGCUUUUGUUGAAUUUUGGUGGUAGUUUGAAAAUAUUCCCGUAUUCUAUCGAUGCUCAAGGUCUAACAAUUUGGAAUCUCUUCAUUUGGGUGGGGAUUGCCUGUUAAAGGAGUCAAAUUGCAUUGUUUCUGGGUAUUUCAGCUCUAGCUGAGAACUUGCAUCGACCAUUUUUGCAGUUUGGGUUGAGAAUUCCAUUGUGUGAACAAGGUGGGUUUGGGGAAUUUGUGGAGAAGAAUUGUUCUGAGGAUAACAUGAGCUCGUCUAUCACUGACGGUUUGGUUCAUGGAGGAAAGCUUCUGGUUCAUAUUGCUGAGAAUGGGCAAUCAUUUGAGCUCGACUGCGAUGAAACCACGCCAGUUGAAGCGGUCAUGCGGUUCAUUGAAUCCGCGUCGAUGAUUAGUUUCAAUGAUCAGCUUGUUCUCUGUUUGGAUAUGAAACUUGAGCCGCAGCGGCCGCUUUCAGCGUAUAAGCUUCCUCUGGAUGACCGAGAAGUCUUCAUAUUCAACAAGGGAAGAUUGCAACCCAAUUCACCUCCUCCUCCGCCUGAGCAAGUUGAUAUUCUGGAUAUUGCGGACCCUCCAUCACCGUCCUCUUCACAUAAUUCUCAUCCUUUGGAUGAAGCUUCUGACCCUGCUUUGAAGGCUUUACCUUCAUAUGAGCGGCAGUUCAGGUACCAUUACCAACGGGGACAUGCGAUUUAUAGUCGUAGCCAGGUGAAAUAUGAGAACUGUGAGAGGCUUUUGAGGGAGCAAAAGGUUCAAGAGAGGGCAUUGGAGGUUGCUAAGGGUAACUUGGAUCAAUACUAUAAGAUGAUUAGUCAAAACUAUGUGGACUUCAUGAAGCGAUAUUCACAGCAGAACCGAAUACAUUCGGAUCUCCUGGUGAAUUUUGGGAGGGAUAUUGAGAAACUGAGAUCCGUCAAACUCCCCCCUGCUUUACAGACUACCACCCGCAAGCGCUUAUUGGAUUUUGUCAAGGAAGAGAACUUGCGGAAGUCAGCUGAGAAUUGCAGCGGUUCCCACAAGCAGUUUGAGAAUAAGGUUUCACAAUUUAAGCAAAUGUUUGGUGAGGUGAAACGCAAGGUUGAGGAAUUGUUUGCUAGCAGGGCUUCUUUUCCUACCAGGAAUUUGGAGGGGAUGAUUAGGGAACACCAGCCAUACAUCAAUGAACAAAAGAGUAUACUGCAAUCCUUGAGCAAAGAUGUAUAUACGGUGAAGAAACUUGUGGAUGACUGUGUGUCCUACCAAUUAUCUUCAUCACUCCGUCCUCAUGAUGCAGUUUCGGCCUUGGGUCCUAUGUAUGAUGUCCAUGACAAGAAUCACCUGCCUAGGAUGCAGACUUGUGAUGAUGCAAUUUCUAAGCUGCUGGACUUUUGCAGGGAUAAGAAGAAUGAAAUGAACAACUUUUUGCAUAAUUACAUGCAAAAAAUUACCUAUGCUUCAUAUGUCAUUAAAGAUGCUAAGUUACAGUUUCCUGUUUUUAAAGAGGCAAUGGUUCGUCAGGAUGAUCUGUUUAUGGACUUGAAGUUAGUCCGUGGAAUUGGCCCGGCAUAUAGAGCCUGCCUUGCAGAAGUUGUGAGAAGAAAGGCUUCUAUGAAGCUUUACAUGGGAAUGGCUGGACAAUUGGCUGAAAGACUUGCCACAAAGAGGGAGGUUGAAGUGAGGAGACGCGAGGAGUUUUUGAAGGCUUGCGGUGCUUACAUACCUAGGGAUGUAUUAGCAUCUAUCGGAUUAUACGAUAACCCCAAUCAGUGUGACGUCAAUAUAGCUCCAUUUGACACUGGUUUGCUUGACAUUGACAUUUCAGACCUGGAUCGAUAUGCUCCUGAAUAUUUGGCAGGACUGCCUUCAAAGGGUGAGAAGCCUGGAAGCACAAAAGGUUCAUUUGCUUUGUCUAAUGACAGUUCUCAUUCUUCUGAGUCUGAAGAGUUUGCUGUAGGCAGUGUUGAUAAAUACGACUCUGAGGAUCUUCUAGAAGGCUCUGAGUUGGUUGAGAUUGCUGGAACUAGCAAAAUGGAAGUUGAGAAUGCAAAACUUAAAGCUGACCUUGCUUCUGCCAUUGCCUUGAUUUGUUCCCUCUGCCCCAACGUUGAGUACGAAUCACUUGAUGAUAGUAAACUGGAAAGCAUAAUGAAGAAUGCUGCAGAGAAGACAGCUGAAGCUUUGCAUCUGAAAGAUGAAUAUGGGAAACAUCUUAAAUCUAUGCUCAGGAUGACGCAGAUGCAGUGCAUGUCUUAUGAGAAACGCAUUCAAGAAUUGGAGCAGAGAUUGUCUGAUCAAUAUUUGGAAGGGCAGAAGCUGUCAAAUAACAAAGAUACAACUGACUUAGCCCUUUUGGCUGAGAAGGCUGAUGUUUGCAGUCCAGAAAGCUUGGGCAGUGAAUCUCACACACCUUGCAUAUCUGCUACUGAGCACAUGGAUGAGGUUUCUUGCAUCUCAAAUUCUUUGGAUGCAAAACUGGGGAUUUUCACUGGGCAAUCAAGCAAAGCUCGAGAGGGGGUGGAUGAGAAUAUGAUGGAUUCCUCUGGAAUAAUAAAUCCUCAGCUUGAUUCCUUGAUGCUGGAGCCACACCGUGAAGAACUGCUAGUCAGCGAUAAAGAUGGGAAGGAUAAAAUGAUGGGACAGUUGGGCAUGUCCCUUACAAACAGUUCCACUGCUGAGAGCAUGCCUGAGCCUCUGACUGUUGUACCCUCUGACACUACAGUUGAUCCAAGUUUGGAUUCCAAAGCCAGCAGUGAUCUUUUGUUGGAAUUGCAAAGUGCACUUGCAGAUAAGUCAAACCAAUUAACUGAAGCUGAAACCAAGAUUAAAGCUACCAUGGAGGAGGUUGCCUUGCUUAGGAGGGAGUUGGAAGCGAGUCGGAAGCUCCUAGAUGAAUCCCAGGUUUCAGAUGAUUCCAUUCCCCUCAUUAUAAACACUAUCUGUGGAGUUCUAAUGUUGUCAUCUAUGAAUUGUGCACACUUGGAGAACUGUUUGCACGAAGCAAGAGAGGAAGCCCAGACCCAUCUUUGUGCAGCUGACCGGAGGGCUUCAGAGUAUAGUGCUCUGCGUGCAUCUGCUUUGAAAAUGCAUGGUGUUUUUGAAAGACUUCGAAAGUGUGUUGAUGCACAGGGUGGAGUGGCUACUUUUGCAGAUUCCUUGCAUACUUUAUCACAAUCUUUGGCCAAUUCCAUUAAUGACAAUGAAGAUGAUGAUACUGCCGAUUUCCGAAAAUGCAUCCGAGUUCUUGCAGAUAAAGUUAGUUUCUUGUCGAGGCACCGUGAAGAGCUACUUGGCAAGUAUCUGAAGUUUGAAGCUGCAAAUGAACAGCUUAAAAAGGAAUUGGAAGAUAAGAAAGAGCUGGUUAAAACUUUGUACACCAAGCAUCAACUUGAGAAGCAGGCAAACAAGGAAAAAAUAUCUUUUGGCCACUUGGAAGUCCACGAGAUUGCCGCAUUUGUUCUUAAGCCAGCUGGGCACUAUGAGGCAAUCAGUCGGAACUGCUCAAACUACUACUUGUCUGCUGAAUCUGUGGCCUUGUUUGCUGACCAUCUCCCAAGCCGACCUAACUACAUUGUUGGGCAGAUCGUGCAUAUUGAACGCCAAACUGUGAGGCCGAUACCUUCUAUACCAACUCGGGCCGAGCAUGGUAGAGUGGAUCAAACUGAUUACCUGACCUCUGACAUGGGGACCGAUCAGUUGACCUUGAAUUCAGGAUCAACUUCGAACCCUUUCGGUCUCCCCAUUGGCUGUGAAUACUUUGUAGUAACAGUAGCCAUGUUACCUGACACCACCAUUCAUUCACCAUCUCCUUCCUGAUCCCUGCUCGAGGCAGAUAGAUGUGAUGGAAGAAUGGAAAAUGUACAUAUCUGAUAUAACAAUCAAAGGUUAACCCACUUGCUGGGAGUUGAACGUGAUUUUCUCUUUGUACAGCUGAUGAUCCAAUUAAGUUUGAUCUCCCCCUUUGUACAUAUAGCUACUCCUUUCUAUUGAAAAAUAAAAAUAUAUAUAUAUAUAUAUAUGUAAAUACAAUGCAGCUCUUGAUCUUU
This is a messenger RNA of Juglans microcarpa x Juglans regia, 4843 nucleotides long. RefSeq names its product autophagy-related protein 11. Gene Ontology annotation, cellular component: extrinsic component of membrane; phagophore assembly site membrane; Atg1/ULK1 kinase complex. NCBI's taxonomy places the organism in Eukaryota, Viridiplantae, Streptophyta, Magnoliopsida, Fagales, Juglandaceae. The record is from RefSeq and is a predicted model, not a curated record. The coding region runs from base 1068 to 4613 and encodes 1181 amino acids. Gene Ontology annotation, biological process: reticulophagy; positive regulation of protein phosphorylation; autophagosome assembly. Gene Ontology annotation, molecular function: molecular adaptor activity; protein kinase binding. The transcript has 6 exons.